Archocentrus centrarchus (flier cichlid) is the source of this 1821-nucleotide messenger RNA. It is a transcript of the gene cndp2, whose product is annotated as carnosine dipeptidase 2. The transcript has 13 exons. Bases 271 to 1695 code for a protein of 474 amino acids. Gene Ontology annotation, molecular function: metallodipeptidase activity. The record is from RefSeq and is a predicted model, not a curated record. Lineage: Eukaryota; Metazoa; Chordata; Actinopteri; Cichliformes; Cichlidae. Gene Ontology annotation, cellular component: cytosol. Gene Ontology annotation, biological process: proteolysis.
UUUUUUUUGGCUUUCUGAACUGUAUGUAUCGCUUCCCCCCACGAUAAAAACCCGUUUUUGUUUCUUCAUUCAGUUCACUGAUUUGUCUGUCGUUAGAAAACCCUGGAAGUGUUUGUCAGCUGACAAGAGUCACGUGCUUGCAUCAGCUGGUCUGGAAUAAAUACAAAUUCUUUUUGUGCAGAUCUGAUUAUAAUAUUUGGUUGGCACACACGUCUGAGGCACCAAGAGACCAGAUUAUACUUCCUGUGACAGCUCCUGUCGCUGGUAAAAAUGGCUCACCUCACAGAACUUUUCAAGUAUGUGGACGAACACCAGGACCUGUAUGUGCAGCGUCUUGCUGAAUGGGUAGGUAUCCAGAGUGUGUCUGCUUGGCCUGAGAAGCGUGGGGAGAUCAAAAAAAUGAUGGAGACGGCUGCCAAGGACAUCGAGAGGCUGGGGGGGACAGUGGAGCUGGUGGACGUCGGCAAGCAGGAGCUUCACACAGGAGAGCAGAUCCCCCUGCCUCCUAUCAUCCUGGGGUGCUUAGGAUCAGACCCAGCCAAGAAGACUGUGUGCAUUUAUGGUCACCUCGAUGUUCAGCCAGCCAAUAUUGACGACGGCUGGGACACAGAGCCUUUCACUCUGGUGGAGAAAGAUGGUAAGCUCUAUGGAAGAGGAUCUACUGAUGACAAGGGUCCAGUGUUGGCCUGGUUUAACUGCAUUGAGGCGUAUCAGAAGAUUGGAAAGGGGCUUCCCAUCAACAUCAAAUUCUGCUUUGAGGGGAUGGAGGAAUCUGGAUCUGAGGGCCUGGAUGAUCUUGUGUUUUCUAGAAAGGACACUUUCUUUAAAGACGUGGACUACGUCUGCAUCUCUGACAACUACUGGCUGGGCAAGAGCAAACCCUGUAUCACCUACGGUCUGAGAGGAAUCUGCUAUUUCUUCACUGAGGUGGAGUGUGGUGGGAAGGACUUACACUCAGGGGUGUUUGGUGGUUCUGUUCAUGAGGCCAUGACUGACCUCAUUGCACUUAUGGGCUGCCUUGUUGACAAAAGGGGGAAGAUUUUGGUUCCUGGGAUCUACGACAGCGUGGCCCCUCUGACAGCAGAUGAGCAAAAGUUGUAUGAGAAGAUCGACUUUGACUUGGAUGAGUACUGCAAAGAUGUGGGAGUUUGCCAGUUGCUGCAUGACACUAAGGAGCAAAUCCUCAUGCACCGUUGGAGAUACCCAUCUCUAUCACUUCAUGGUAUUGAGGGGGCUUUCUCUGAAGCAGGAGCCAAGACGGUUAUCCCCCGCAAGGUCAUCGGCAAGUUUUCCAUCCGCCUUGUUCCUGACAUGGACCCCAAAGUUGUGGAGAAGCAGGUCAUUGAUCAUCUGCAGAAGAAGUUUGCUGAACUGGGAAGUCCCAACAAACUGAAAGUGCACAUGGGCCACGGGGCCAGAGCCUGGGUGUCUGACUUCAACCACCCGCACUACAUGGCAGGAAGAAAGGCCAUGAAAACAGUCUUUGGGGUCGAGCCUGAUCUGACUCGUGAGGGCGGCAGCAUCCCGGUCACCCUGACCUUCCAGGAGGCCACAGGCCGUAACGUCAUGCUGCUUCCUGUAGGAUCCUCCGAUGACGGAGCUCACUCUCAGAAUGAAAAGCUCAACAGAUCAAACUACAUUCAGGGAAUCAAGAUGCUGGGAGCAUAUUUCCAUGAGGUCUCUCUGCUGGAGUGAUUUUAUGGUGUCUCAUCAUGACAGGUGUCAAAUAUAUUUGUUCUCUAUCAGAGCGACAUGGAUUUACCAUCCACAGUGUACGGUUUUAUACACACACUUCUGAUAAUAAAAGUGUCUUUUACUUUU